AUGGACCUUGGAGAUCAAGUGGGAGAGAAUGGUAGAAGAAGAAAGGAGAGAACAGAGAGCAGUAGCAGAGGAAGCAUUGCGCUGAUGGUGGUGAAGAAUCAAAGCCACCACAUGGUGGCUGUGAGGCUGAAUGAGCAAUCGGGCAAAAAGAAAAAGAAUACAUUUAUCAACAGAUUUUGGCUCCCAAAAAUUACCUUGUAUUGUGAUUGA
Messenger RNA from Ilex paraguariensis (yerba mate), 210 nucleotides. The record is from the annotation of a GenBank genome assembly. Lineage: Eukaryota; Viridiplantae; Streptophyta; Magnoliopsida; Aquifoliales; Aquifoliaceae.